AUGGCAUCCCUAGACUCUUCUCCUUCCCCAUUGCAGGUCUCUAUAAUGGGACAGGGUCAGUCGGCGAGGACCGGAAAGGCUGGGACUGACGACCUCGAGUCUCGCGGGAUAGAGCCAAAAACAUACUCCAUCGCCGAUUACGAUCUAUCGACCUUUGACUUGGGCGUAGCUGAGGAACCAUGUGGCCAGCGCAAUUUCCCAAGGACCGUCCAGCAACUAGUGGAAUUGGCCCUGAGUACUUUCGGCCAGAAAUGGCCUCCUACUGCCAUCCAAAUUUACAGCAGGUUACAAGAACUACAGGACCCAAAUUACUUGGACCUAUUUGACUCAGAUACCUGGAAGCGCAGUUAUGCCCAUCAUACGAACCGACAUCUCAAGCUUUGGACCGCGUGGGGGGCUGCCAACCUCAAGGCCGCUAUUCGCCCGGACGCCUCGAAGGAUAUACCAGAUCAAACUCCUCUGAAACUCGAAUACGACUUGGACUCACUCACCCGAGUACAUCUGCGCGAGAGGGAGCGUCACAUGCUCCUCGUCAGUAGUGGGAAGACCCUAGCCUCCUUCCAUGUAUGGGAUAGGCCCUCAGGCUAUUCCUCGUGCCCGUGGGAGGAUUUGACUUGGACAUCAUACACCUCAACUCUUUCUCCUUUGCAGCCUUAUCAUGUCUCCGUGCUCUUAUUUUUCUCUUUUCAAGGAGUUCCUCAGCUCUCCUGGGCUAUCAACUUGUAUUCAGUUGCCGCAAAGGGUUCCCUGAAGGCCUUCGUGCAGUACCUGAUGACUGCUGCUGACUUGCGACCCUACAAACUAUAUGAGAGUAGUGUUGGUGAACCGGAGUCUACGGCUUUGCCGGAACGUCAGAUGCUGCUUACCCAGGAGGCCUGGGACGAAUUACGCGCGCAAGGGGUCAUUUAUACCAAUACGGACGGGCAGUUCCUUUCCACUAGACCUUCCGCCCUUAGGAGCUGCUAUAAUAACACCCCUAUGGCCUUCCAUACCGCCCAGGACUUUAGAACGUUUGUUCCUUCCUCUACCCAAAUAUCCUUAAGGCCUACUCCUUUGCUGGAGGCAGCCGCCGCGAGGAAGGUUAAGGAACUUCAGGCUACCGCAAGGGAAAAAGGGCUAAGCCGUAUGGUCACCCCCCAGGAGGUAGCGGAUAUAACAAGAGAAUGUGAAGAACAUUUUAAGCUUACGCAUCUGAGCCAGGCUAACUAUAACCGCCAUCUCUGCGGACUGCCCCCUUUCACUCUACCUGAGCUGGAAGCGUUCUUAAGAGACCCACUCCGCUGGGACGAUAGUGACUCUGACCAAGCGUCAGUCUCCUCCGUUUCUAGCGCUCCGGUUGUAGGCCCUAGAAUCCAGCCCUGGACCCCUUAUAAUCACCUUCUGGAACAACAAGAGGUUGAGGACGAGGAGCCCCAAGAUGAGGGGCUAGGUGGUGAAGACGGAGAGGAGCCGACUUCCGGGAGACGUAACCCUCGGGUCUUAGAUACAGAUGGGGCUUCAGAUACCCCCACACCCACUAAAGCUAGGAGAGCUGCAGGCAUGCAUCGUCCUACAUUUGCUAAAGCCAAGAUCGUGGUACAGUCGUUCGACUAUAUGGAUGGCGCUCCUCGAGUUGCAACGGAAGAUUGGACUCUCUUCUCAAAGGAUAUUGGGACCCUGUCAGCCUCUAACCUGCCACCAUUUUUUAGGAAGCUCUCCAAGGGUCAUGUUCAACAAAUGCACUCACUUGCCUCGUCUGCACAAGUCACGAAGCGAGAGUUGGGCUUCUAUUGGACCUUUAACUUUAAUAAGGAUGGUGUGAUUAAGAACCAUGGGAGUGAUUCAUCUCAAGGAGGGACUCCAGCUGUCCCAUGGACAUCGAAUGUCGACGUUCGAUUGGUUUUGCGGCAUGAUGAGGAACUGCGGGAGCUACAGGUGCAAUUGGAAGCCAGUCAGGGCGACCUAGAAGCGGCUAGGGCUACCAUUGCCGAUUUACUAGAAGGCAAGGCUGCAUUGCUGCAGCGGAUUUCAGAGUUACAGACUUCUGUCAAAGUUGACCAGGUGGAUAGAGCUACCAUGGAGCAAAAGCGAGAAGAUUUCGUUGCUGCCACUCGACGGGAACGAGAGAUGAGAGGCCUGAGGAACGAGGUUGAAGACCUGCACCGGGAGCUACAGUUCGAGAAGGGACUUACUGCUGAGUUGACGAGAAGAUUAGGGCUUCACUGA
Molecule: messenger RNA, 2205 nt
Organism: Microsporum canis CBS 113480
Lineage: Eukaryota; Fungi; Ascomycota; Eurotiomycetes; Onygenales; Arthrodermataceae
Exons: 2
Coding region: 1-2205 (734 amino acids)
Source: RefSeq, a predicted model, not a curated record